AUGGUGAUCGGAACAAAACAGGCACGGAGUUCGAUCCAAUGGACACCAUGCCCGCGCUGGCCGCCCUGCGCGCCGGAGCACUGCGCAUUUGCCCGCUUCGUGGCCGUCGCCGCCGUCUGCCUCCUCCUCGUGGCCGGCACGUACUGCACGGUAUGGUCUCCGGCCGACGCCCACGGCGAGACGGAGCGGCGGUUCUUCGACAUAUGGCGGCGUCGAUCAUCGCAGGCUGGUGCGGACGAUGAUGAUCUGGAGGCGGCGCUGCGCGGCGCGGCCGACGCGAACAGGACGGUGAUCCUGAGCGUGCUGAACAAGGCGUACGCCGAGGAGGACGGCCUGCUCGACCUCUUCGUGGAGGGCCUGAAGCAAGGGGAUGGCACGAAGAGGCUCCUCCGCCACGUCCUCCUCGUGGCCAUGGACAGGCCGGCCUUCCGCCGGUGCAGGAGCCUCGGCGGCGUCCGGUGCUACCGGCUCCCGGCCGCCGCCACGAACGGCACCGACGACCUGUCCUCGGAGCAGAUGUACAUGUCGGGCGGCUUCAUACGCAUGAUGUGGCGCCGCAUUCGCCUCCUCGGUGACGUGCUCAGGCACGGUUACAGCUUCGCGUUCACGGAUUUGGAUGUGAUAUGGCUGAAGAACCCCUUCCCGAGCCUGAACCGCACCCGGGAUGAAGACCUCCUGAUCAGCUCCGACCGGUUCAACGGCCUGCCGGACGACUACCUGGGCAACGAGCUCAACACCGGCUUCUUCUUCGUGGCCACGAACAACCGGACGGUGGCGCUCUUCGACGAGUGGCACGCGGCGAGGAACCAGUCGGCGGGCAUGAAGGAGCAGGACGUGCUGAACCAGAUGAAGCGGCGAGGCGCGUUCGCCCGGCUCGGCGUGAGGACGCGCGUCCUGGACACGGCGCGCUUCAGCGGCUUCUGCCAGGACAGCCGGGACGCCCGGCAGGUGACCACCGUGCACGCCAACUGCUGCCGGACGAUGCGGGCCAAGGUCGCCGACCUGAAGGCCGUGCUACACGCCGCCAGGCGGCUCAACAGGACGACGGAGCUCAGGUGGCCAGCGCACUCGGAGUGCGCCAAGUCGUGGAGGUGA
This is a messenger RNA of Lolium rigidum, 1095 nucleotides long. RefSeq lists its product as uncharacterized. The transcript has 3 exons. Lineage: Eukaryota; Viridiplantae; Streptophyta; Magnoliopsida; Poales; Poaceae. Bases 1 to 1095 code for a protein of 364 amino acids. The record is from RefSeq and is a predicted model, not a curated record.